GCGGCACAGCCCGGCCGCGGGGAAGGGCCCAGCGGCGGCGGGGACGGAGCGAGCCGAGCUGGGUAUGAAAGGAGCUCGUGGAUUCUAAUUUAGAAGCCGAGAUGGAGGAGGAGGUGUCAAUGCCUGAACCUCAGAUUCUUGUGGAAAGAACUUUGGCCCUCAUCAAACCAGAUGCUGUUGAUAAAGAAGAAGAAAUAGAGGAUCUCAUUCUCCGAUCAGGAUUCUGCAUCGUUCAGAAACGGAAGCUCCAGUUGAGCCCAGAGCAAAGUAGCAACUUCUAUGCAGACCAAUACGGAAAAAUGUUUUUCCCCAAUUUAAUAGCCUAUAUGAGUUCUGGACCUUUAGUUGCUAUGGUUCUUGCCAGACAUGAUGCAGUUUCAUACUGGAAGGAAUUGCUUGGACCCACAAACAGCCUAAGAGCUCAGAGAACUCACCCUCACAGCUUAAGAGCCAUCUAUGGGACUGAUGACCUGAGGAAUGCACUGCACGGCAGUGCCACUGUUUUCUCAGCAGAAAGAGAAAUCAGAUUCAUGUUUCCAGAAGUGAUCUUGGAGCCAAUUCCAACUGGACAAAGAGCCAGGGAUUACUUGAACCUGUAUGUAAAGCCUACAUUACUGGCAGGGCUCACUGCCCUCUGCAAAGAGAAGCCAGCAGAUCCAAUGAUUUGGCUUGCUGACUGGUUGAUUGAACACAAUCCUAAUAAACCCAGGCUACAACAUCGAAUUGCUGAGGAAGAGUAUCAAGGGUGAGAGCUCAGUGGAAACUGCCUCAAGCAUUCCAAGUUACACUGUUUUCAUUUUCAGUGUGUCCCUGGCUAUGUAACCAAUAUCUGAAGUAUUGCCAUAACUACCUGUGUCUUCAUGGAUACAUAACCUUAUAUUUAAGUAGGAUGUUCUAGUAGCUCUUGAACUGACAAAGUGAAUGUAGAAUUACAUGAUAAAUGUAUGGGGUCAGGUAAUUAGAAAAAGAUAAAAUUCUCAACAAGUGUGGCUUAACUGCUAUUUUCUCCAUUCAUCUUGUUUUGGCUGACUGAGGAGAACAAAAUUAUUUACAGCAGUGCAAAUUCCCAGUUGGUAUAAAGCUGCCCUGUGCUUUGUGAAACAGAGCCAUGAUUCAGCAUUUUUUCAGCAGACAAAAAUUCCAUUAUAAAGAGAGGUAACUGGAUGUAACUUAGGAAACAAUUGUUGCAGGCAUCUCAGUAUCCUGAGAAUUGUAAUUGCUAAUUACAUCACCCAGCUAAGGUCACUCUUGAAGGUGAUUCCCUUGAACCUGAUGUAUUCUGUCAGAAUGUCAUUUGAAAGACCUAUUUGAAGAUAUAUUGAAUGUGCAUUUCCCAACUCAGUGGCAAAAGGCAUGGUACUUAAAAAUCAGUCUUUGAUUUCCAUUAGAAGUCACAAUAAGGUGUAUUUUGGUCAAGGACUAAUGCUGUUUUCCAACAUUUAUUUGAAGGAAAGGUGCUUAAGGGGAAUAGCUCACUUUAAGGGUGUUUUUUGUGUUCUGCUCUUAGGAGUUACUCUGAUGUCUGGUGUUUUCCUUGUAUUGCUGUUUAUUCUUGAACUUUAAUGUCUUCUAUUUGAGAAUUUUAAGAGAAUGGGUUAGGAGCCCUACUAUUCAACAGGCAAUGAGUUAAUCCCACACCUUUUCUAAAGUAACUGAACUGUGGUGGUGCUGAGGGGGGGAAUUUUGAGCUUUUUAAUUAUACUUGCACAGUUAACUUCAAGCUUUGUACCAUCUUCUGGUUUGACUGGUUAGGAUGGAGAAAGCAAUUUCAUUUUCACAACUCUGAAAUAUUAGAAUGCUUGUCUAAUACUAAACAAACAAGCAAUUUCAUAAUUUGUUUCAUGAAAAGACUUGCUCCCUCAACUUGAGUAAUUGCCAUAAAGCAAAACUCAUUUGUCUGUAACAUUAAACGUUGUUUAAAUUAAUUAUUUAUCUUAGUGGAUAAACAAGUCUCUGUGGAAUUAACCACUAUUGCCAGCCCAGAGAAUAAACAUUAAGAAAUCUGGUCCCUACAAUACCAAGACCUAAAACUGUUGGGAAUUUUAGGAAAAGAAAAAAUAGAAAGUCCAAACCCUCAACUAUGAAGAAAAAAAAUGAAGUGGUUAGAAAUACAGUAAACAGAUCUGUUUACAACUAUUUUUUUUCCUAUAAUUAUUGUCCCCUUAGGUAUCUGAUUGUUUAAAUUACAGGACAGUUGUGCUUUGUGGUUUCCUGUCAGCCAAACUAAAAUCCUAGUGAGUUUACAAGACAUUCUCUUGUGUUUUGUUUGUUACUAUGGUAUUUGCUUACUGAUUUUAAUGUGCUGCUACUUGGCAAUAAAUAUCUCCUUUAU
Molecule: messenger RNA, 2332 nt
Organism: Calypte anna (Anna's hummingbird)
Lineage: Eukaryota; Metazoa; Chordata; Aves; Apodiformes; Trochilidae
Gene: NME5
Product: NME/NM23 family member 5
Exons: 6
Coding region: 102-749 (215 amino acids)
Biological process (GO): UTP biosynthetic process; spermatid differentiation; CTP biosynthetic process
Molecular function (GO): nucleoside diphosphate kinase activity
Source: RefSeq, a predicted model, not a curated record